Molecule: messenger RNA, 1740 nt
Organism: Cryptococcus amylolentus CBS 6039
Lineage: Eukaryota; Fungi; Basidiomycota; Tremellomycetes; Tremellales; Cryptococcaceae
Exons: 9
Coding region: 1-1740 (579 amino acids)
Biological process (GO): glutathione biosynthetic process
Cellular component (GO): glutamate-cysteine ligase complex
Molecular function (GO): glutamate-cysteine ligase activity
Source: RefSeq, a predicted model, not a curated record
AUGGGCCUCCUUGUAGAAGGCACUCCUCUCAGCUGGGAUGAGAUCAAGCCUCUCGCCGAACAUAUCCGAUACCACGGCAUCACCCAGUUCAUCAACAUCUGGGACAGGACGAAGGGAAGAAUUUGCACCGAGUUCCUAUGGGGCGAUGAGAUUGAGUAUAUGGUCGCAUGCCUGGAUGACGAGCAUAAGACCGCCAGGCUGAGCUUGCGACAGAGCUCGGUGACUCUGGACAGACUAAGAGACGAAAGCCUCUCUCGAACGUACAUCGCUGACGCAAUGCAUAGCACCAAGAUCCCUAUCUUUCACGAAGAGUACGGACGCCACAUGAUUGAAUCCACCCCUGGCGCUCCUUUCUCCGACGCUCUUUCUUCUCUUCUAUCCGUGGGGUCCGAUAUGCGCUUCCGACGCCAAAUCAUCUACAGCAGGCUCGAGCCUUCUGAGUUGCUGGUCACCGUCACCUCUUGGCCGAGGAUGGGGGUCACCGAUACUCCUUUCACCCAGGCGCCAGACGAUAUGGACUUUGAUGGGAGCUCCGGGAAGGAUACCAAGAACGUCGACAUGCUUCUCACCAACACUCAGCAUCCCAGAUUCCGCUCCCUUCAUGACAGCAUUCACCAGAGACGAGGCCGUCCAAUCGAUAUUCGAGUCCCACUGUUCAUCGACAAGCAGACGCUUACCGAGGGUCCUCGGGUCUCGGCUCUCUUGCCUUGUUGUCUGGAUUGCAAGACUGUCUCAGCUCACAUAGUGACCUGCGUAGCUUCAGACGUCCCUACAAUCCAGAUGGAUGCGGUAUCCUACGGCCUAGGCUGCUGCGGCCUACAAGUUACUUCUCAAGCAUCUAACAUUGAUCAAGCCCGAUAUGUCCACGAUGCCAUGGUCGUUAUCGCCCCAAUCAUGCUCACAUUGACGGCAGCAAGUCCCAUAUUCCAUGGUCGCCUGGCCGACAUCGACACCCGUUGGAGUGUAGUGGCAGCGAGCGUUGACGACCGCACAGAAGAAGAAGAGAAUGGUGUAGACCCAGUGACCAAGCAAAGGGCUUCUCCUUCGGUCAGACCCCGUUGGAGUUCCGUCAGCCUGCAUGUCUCCAACGAUGAGAGAAACAAGGCUGUGUACAACGAUGUGGAUGUACCUAUCGAUGACGAUGCGAAGAAGCGAUUGAUCGAACACUGUGUCGACGCCAAAUUGGCAGAUCACGUAGCCCAUCUAUUCAGUCGAGAUCCUCUCGUCCAGAUGUCAGAGACCAUUGACCAAGAUGACAACAAGUCAACCAUUCAUUUCGAAGGUAUCAACACUGUCGUCUGGCCGAGUGUCAGGUUCAAGCCUCCUCCUCUUGACUUACCUAUCGGCUGGAGGGUUGAGCUUCGGACGAUGGAGAUCCAGAUGACGGAUUUCGAGAAUGCUGCCUUUGUGAUAUUUGUUGUUCUUUUGACCAGAGCGAUAACGCACCUUGAUCUUAACUUUUACAUCCCUAUUUCGAGGGUCCACGAGAACAUGGAACGUGCUCAUCAACGCAAUGCUGCCGCUAUAGGCAAGUUCGUUUUUCGCAAGAACAUUUCCCCCUCGAAUGGCCCCUUCCAUGUCGAGAUCGAUGAUGAAAUCCAAGACAUGAGUAUGGACGAGAUCAUGAACGGCGACGGAGCUACUUUUCCUGGGCUUACGGGUUUUGUGGAAGAUACCUCAAGACUGUGGAGACGGACGAAGACACAGCGGCUGGUCUCCGCCCGUACCUCAAUCUCGUAA